Acanthopagrus latus (yellowfin seabream) is the source of this 3959-nucleotide messenger RNA. It is a transcript of the gene tbc1d31, whose product is annotated as TBC1 domain family, member 31. Gene Ontology annotation, cellular component: centrosome. NCBI's taxonomy places the organism in Eukaryota, Metazoa, Chordata, Actinopteri, Spariformes, Sparidae. Gene Ontology annotation, molecular function: protein binding. Bases 360 to 3590 code for a protein of 1076 amino acids. The record is from RefSeq and is a predicted model, not a curated record. The transcript is spliced from 23 exons.
CAUUUACGUCAACUUUGAGCGACAAAAAAACGUCCUCAAAACAAACUCCCAAAAAGUCUUCCGAAGCCGAAGUUGAGGAUAACUGUUCACGUAGUUCGUUGAGCUUGACUGCCGAACUGAUUUACAUUGAAUGGCGUUGAGUUUCACGUCGUCUAAGGCCGUGACUUUAAAUCAAAUAGACUGAAUGUUGCUGUUUCAAAUUUCGCGCUGUUUGCUCCGCCUGUGAAAAGAGAUUAGUCGGUUAGCCCGUUAGCUAGCCAUGCUACUGCAAACUGGGGCAGCAACAGUAAGUUAGCGUUAAGUAAGGGAGAUAUUCCUGUUUCUCAUAUUUAUUACGAGUCUCUUACAAACGUCUUAACAUGGAGGUGACGGACAUCGGAAACAAAGAAGAAGGGAAAGUCUGGCAUCGAAAACCAACAGCAGGAAAGGGUGUGUUGGUGACGGUGGUCCGCACUGCUCAGCAGGCCAAGGCGGUGCAUUUCCUCCAUGUGGCCUUUGACACCACAGGAGACACCUUCCUGGCAGGGGAUCACCAUGGCAACAUCUAUGUGUUUGACAUCAGUAGAAACAGAUUUUGUUUGGUGCAGAAGACGGGACAGGCAUGCACUGCUCUGGCAUUCAGCCUCCGCAGGACCACAGAGUUCCUUGUGGCUCUGGCUGACAACACCAUCAAGUGCUUUGACAAAGACACAAAGCAGCUGGUCAGUUGGAUGCGAGGUCAUGAGGGAGCAGUUUCAUCCAUCUCUGUCCACAGCUCUGGUCGCUACGCCAUCAGCACCUCAUUGGACACAGCUCAGCUCUGGGAUCUGGACACCUUCCAAAGGAAGAGGAAGCUCAACAUCAAACAGUCUGUUGGCAUUCAGAGGGUGUUUUUCCUGCCUCUCAGUAACACCAUCCUCAGCUGUUUCAGUGAUGACUCCAUCUUUGCUUGGGAGAGCGACACACUGUUCUGCAAAUAUCAGCUACCGGUCCCCGACCGCGGACCCAAAAUCUCCUACAAGGCCUUCGCUGUCACACGUGAUGGUAAGAGCCUUGCUGCUGGUGGGCGCUCCAACCUGCUCCACCUGUGGUGUCUGGACAGCAGACAGCUGGUCAGGGUGAUUCAGAUGCCCACCCAGGUCCGAACCGUGCGACAGCUGGAAUUUCUGCCUGACAGCUUUGACGGAGGAGCCAGCCAGACGCUUGGUGUACUGAGCCAGGACGGCAUGAUGCGCUUCAUCAACAUUCACACCUGCAAGCUGCUCUUCCACAUGGGUUCCCAUGACAACGCAAUCACCACAGUGACGGUCAGCCCCAACGGCCGACAUGUUGUGGCCAUCAUGGAUAACGGCAGUAUCAAUGUCUACAGCGUUCAGAGUCUCACCCAGGAAUUGAACAAGCCUCCUCCCUCCCAAGUGGCAGUAGUAUCUGGCAGUGAUGCCGAUCAGGAAUUGUCUAACCUGAAGGUCAAAGUCAGGUCAGAGGUCGUUCAGAGACCAGCUAAGAGCUCAGGGAGGCGGACACAGGUGAAGAUACUCAGACCCCCUGCUGGGUCAACAGCUGAGGAUAAAGAGAAUGAACUGCCUGCUGGUCUGAACAAGAAGAGACUGGUGGCUCUGCUCAAGGCUUUUGGAGAAUAUCCUGCUAAAUACAGGAUGUUUGUAUGGCGGUCUUUGUUGUGUCUCCCAGAGAACCACGCGUCAUACAGCAGCCUGACUGACAAAGGACUGCAUUCAGCCUACCUCACUCUGCAUGAUAAAUAUCCAAUCAAAAGUCACAAGCUGCAGAGGGGACUGCAGAGGGUUUUGUCUGCCUUAGCUCACUGGGCAGCCAUCUUUGGGGAGGUGGAGUACCUUCCCUUGAUAGCCUUCCCUUUCGUCAAGCUCUUCCAGAACAACCCAAUGCUCUGCUUCGAGGUGGUGGCCACUGUCAUAGUGAACUGGUGUCAGCACUGGUUUGAGUACUUCCCCAACCCUCCUCUGAACAUCCUGAGCAUGGCAGAGAACGUUCUGGCCCAUCACGACAAGGAGCUGCUGCAGCACCUGGUGGACUGUGGCAUCACCUCACAGCUGUAUGUGUGGCCCCUGCUGGAGACGUUGUUCUCAGAGGUUUUGACUCGUGAUGAGUGGCUCCGACUCUUUGACUCGAUCUUCUCCAACCAUCCUUCAUUCCUGCUCAUGGCCUGCGUGGCCUACAUCACCUGCUGCCGCGAGCCUCUCCUUCUGUGCUCCCAGAAACAGGACUUUGAGUAUUUCUUCCACCACCGUAACAACCUGGAUGUCGCUGCCAUGAUAAAGGAGGCCUAUCGGCUCAUGGGGAGCACACCAGCCGACAUCCAUCCCAGGACUAUGCUUUCUGACUUUACGCCACUGACCAAAGGCCAGUACCCUGUGUUUAACCAUUACCCAGAAUUCAUUGUGGAAUACCAGAGUCGGGAGAGGGAGAAGAUACGACUGCAGGAGAUGGAAUAUCUCCGUGAGAGGCAGGAGGUGUCAGCCAUGCGUGCGGAUUUUGUGCGUCGACAAGCUGAAGAGGAGGCUUGUUAUGCGCAACAGGAGCUGCUGCAGAAAGCAGAGGAACAGCGCAGAAACAUCCUGGCACAAGAAGAGGAAAAACUAACACAGCAGAGGGCAAAGUUGGCAGCCAUGAAGAGAGAGCUGAAGGUGAAGGAGAUACAGCUGCUGGAUGCAACCAGAAGCCGUUUCUUCAAAAACCAGCAGGACCUGAAGGCCUCGCAGAUCCAAGAGCUAGAGCAGGAGAUCAGCAGGAAGAUGGAUCUGCGGGAGCGAGAAACAGCUGCAGCAGUUCAGGAUCUAGAAGUCAGACAGAUGGAGCUGGAGGCUCAGAGGAAGCGGCUUGAACAGCACCUGUUGAAGGAGCAGGUGCGCAUGGGACAGGAGGUUGAGAAGGAAGUGGGGAUGAGGACGAGGACGGCGGAUAGAGAGCAGGGGAGCUACACAGACCUGCUACACAGCAGCCAGGCAAACAUGCAGGCCUUGGAGGAGUCCCUGGCGGAGGCGUGCCAGCUGGGCCUGGAGUCAGACUGGCAGAGAGAGGUGGCGGAGCGCCUGCAGCAGGUGGAUGCGGAGCAGGAGAGGAAGAGGGAGAGACUGGCAGAGCUUCACAGGCGAACCUUGGCAGAGGAGGAGAGACUGGCUGACACUGUGAGAGAUGUGGCAGGAAGGAAGUGGGAUGAAGUGAUGAGUGCCAGAGCUCAGUUACAAGAGCAGCAGCGGCCCCUGACUUCGGAAGAUGCAGACGGCCAGAGACAGACAAGGCCACUGUGUUUGACCAGAGGACUUCCUCUUAGACACAGUGCCUCCGCUGCCGUCUCUGUUGGAACCAGCACCGGCGGUCCAACAGCGAGACUCAACUGUGCCACCUCUCCAAAGCAGGCAGGAACCAACAUGGUGUGUCUGAACAGCAGUUCACCUUCAGAGAGCACCUCCACCAACUUUUCUCUGGACCGAGGCCGAGCCCAGCUAGACAGCAGCGAAAGAGAACUGCUGAAGGAAAUCCGAGAGCUGAGGCAGAAGCUUGCAGCCAGAGCCAACGAGGGCAGCUCUGCAUCCUCACAGUCUGUCCACGCACUGUCCUCUGUCUCUCAGUGACCACAGCUCCGUCUUCAGAGUCAGAAAAACAUCUUUCAUCCCUGGCGAGCCAGGACAACAGAAGCAGUGACUCAGACUGGGGGGCAUUUUCUUUUAUCUGUCUUGUCUUAUAUUUUUUCAAGUGCUCACAUACCAGCUCUCCUGAGCUGAUCAUUAACCAUAAAUUCUUAAUGCAACCAGAAUCAAAGUAGUUAACUGUACAACAUCAACUGCUAUCUCAUGAAAACCAUCUCCUCCAAAAACCAUAUAUAUUUCCUUUAAUGCUUGGAUGAGUUCUCAAAUGACAUUCCUCCAAGGAUCUCCCCUCUGAAUUUGUUAUCUGACCACCUUCUACUUAAUGUUCAGUUGUAUAUAUUCAUGUUUUUUUUU